CUUUUAACUUUUCCUAUAUUUACAAAAGAGUUGACUAUUCAAGUUAGAAACCUUUCUUUACCUCUUUUUUCUGCUCUUUCCUCAAAGUACUGAAGAACAUGAAUUCUUGUGGUCUACUGAGAAUUAAGGUUUGCAGAGGCAUCAACCUCGCUGUUCGUGACACUGUUAGCCAUAGCAGUGACCCUUAUGUCGUCGUCAGCCAUGCUGGCCAGACUGUGAAGACAAGUGUGGUGAAUAAAAACUGCUCCCCUGUUUGGAAUGAAAGUCUGACUCUUAGUUUGAAGGAUCCUAAUGUCCCAUUUGCUCUGAGAGUAUUUGAUAAAGACACGUUUACGGGAGAUGAUCCAAUGGGAGAUGCAGAAUUCAACGUGAAACCAUUUCUCGAGUGCUUGAAAAUGGGUUUGCAAGACCUCCCAGAUGGGACUAAAGUUGACAGAGUUCAACCAAGCCACGACAAUUGCCUUGCAGAUGAGAGCUGCAUUGUUUGGAACCAGGGUAAAAUGUUCCAAAAGAUGAUACUUAGGUUGAGAAACGUGGAAUGUGGUGAAGUAGAAAUACAUCUUGAAUGGCUUGAUUAUCCUGGAUUUAGAGGCUAAAAGCAAGACUGAUUCCCUCGCUGUUGCGUACUUGUGAUUCGAGGGCUGAUGAUGAAGGCAUACAAUCUAAGUUCUUGCUGUAUAUUUAUGGCUGUUCCUCAUGUAAUGUUUGAGAGCUAAGGUAUUACCCUCGCAGGAAACUAUCUCGGCCUCUUGUAUGGCUAUUGUUCAGGUUACUGCUUUGCUGGUGUAGCUAUAACAAAUAUAACCUUUUCUGUCUCUUUACCUGGGAGGGGGAUUGAAGAAAGCAGAAAAGGAUAACGCGAAUAAGAGAAUAUUGAAUCCUUGCUUUAA
Molecule: messenger RNA, 890 nt
Organism: Coffea eugenioides
Lineage: Eukaryota; Viridiplantae; Streptophyta; Magnoliopsida; Gentianales; Rubiaceae
Product: protein C2-DOMAIN ABA-RELATED 7-like
Exons: 3
Coding region: 99-596 (165 amino acids)
Source: RefSeq, a predicted model, not a curated record